AUGUCCGGCGACAACAAGGUUGAAGUCGGCGAGUUCCGCCACGACGACGUGGCCCUCCACGCCGCCCAGGAUGUCGAGGCCAUCGAGGCCCCCGUCACCUGGAAGGCGUAUCUCAUGUGCGCUUUCGCCUCGUUUGGCGGCAUCUUCUUCGGGUACGACUCGGGAUACAUCAACGGCGUCACGGCGUCGCCCAUCUUCUACAAGGCCGUCGAGGGCGCCACCGCCACCAAGCUGUCCGACCCCAACACCUCGCUCAUCGUCUCCAUCCUGUCUUGCGGUACCUUUUUCGGCGCCCUCAUCGCCGGCGACAUGGCCGACUGGAUCGGCCGCAAGUGGACCGUCAUCAUGGGCUGCGUCAUCUAUGCCAUUGGUGUGGCCAUUCAGAUGAUCACCAGUCCGUCGCACGCGCUCGGCCCCAUUGUCGCUGGUCGUCUCAUCGCUGGUCUCGGUGUUGGUUUCGAGUCGGCCAUUGUCAUUCUCUACAUGUCUGAAAUUUGCCCUCGAAAGGUCCGCGGUGCUCUAGUUUCCGGCUACCAGUUCUGCAUCACCAUCGGUCUCAUGCUGGCCUCCAUCGUCGUCAACUACACCUCGCACCUCGACAACACCAGCUCCUACCGCAUCCCCAUCGGCAUCCAGUUCCCUUGGGCCGUCAUCCUGGGCGGUGGUCUCCUGUUCCUGCCCGAGUCGCCCAGAUACUACAUCAAGAAGGGCAAGGUCCAAAAGGCCGUCUCCUCCAUUGCCAGGCUCCGUGGCCAGCCCGAAAACUCCGAGUUUGUCCAGAGCGAGGUCGCCGAGAUUGUCGCCAACGAAGAGUACGAGCGCGCGCUGAUUCCCUCCACCACCUGGUACGGCAGCUGGGCCAACUGCUUCAAGGGCAGCCUGUGGGUGGCCAAGUCGAACCUGCGCCGCACCAUUCUCGGCACGUCGCUGCAGAUGAUGCAGCAGUGGACCGGUGUCAACUUCAUCUUUUACUUUUCCGCUACCUUCCUCAAGUCUACCGGCGCUGUCAAGAACGUAUUCCUGACGUCCAUGAUCUUCACCAUUAUCAACGUCCUGUCCACGCCUCUGUCCUUCUGGACCGUUGAGCGCUUUGGUCGUCGCUCCAUCUUGCUUGUUGGCGCCCUCGGUAUGCUCAUCUGUCAAUUCCUCGUCGCCAUCAUUGGUGUCACGGCUGGUUUCGACAACGUCCACGCCACUCCUACUGCCGAAGACCCUACCGCCACCACCCCCAACAACCUGGGUGCCGUCAACGCUCAGAUUGCCUUCAUCUCCAUCUUCAUCUUCUUCUUCGCCUCGACCUGGGGUCCCGGUGCUUGGGUCGUCAUUGGUGAAAUCUUCCCUCUGCCCAUCCGCUCUCGUGGUGUCGGUCUUUCCACCGCCUCCAACUGGCUCUGGAACACCAUCAUCGCCGUCAUCACCCCCUACAUGGUUGGUUCUGACAAGGGCAACCUCAAGUCCAAGGUCUUCUUCAUCUGGGGCGGUCUCUGCACCUGCGCGCUGGUCUACACCUACUUCCUUGUCCCCGAAACCAAGGGUCUGUCUCUCGAGCAGGUUGAUAAGAUGAUGGAGGAGACCACCCCCCGCACUUCUGCCAAGUGGAAGCCUCACUCGACCUUUGCCGGUGGCCAAGCCAGCGGCGGCCACUUCGAGAAGGACGUCGAUGGCCACGGCUCGGCUGUUUAA
Molecule: messenger RNA, 1683 nt
Organism: Cordyceps militaris CM01
Lineage: Eukaryota; Fungi; Ascomycota; Sordariomycetes; Hypocreales; Cordycipitaceae
Product: MFS monosaccharide transporter, putative
Exons: 2
Coding region: 1-1683 (560 amino acids)
Biological process (GO): transmembrane transport; carbohydrate transport
Cellular component (GO): membrane
Molecular function (GO): carbohydrate:proton symporter activity
Source: RefSeq, a predicted model, not a curated record